Molecule: messenger RNA, 822 nt
Organism: Dovyalis caffra
Lineage: Eukaryota; Viridiplantae; Streptophyta; Magnoliopsida; Malpighiales; Salicaceae
Source: the annotation of a GenBank genome assembly
AUGCUAAAAGCAAUACAGAAUUUAGGUUCAUCACCAACAACUGCAACAGGGUUUGUGGCUUAUUAUUAUAGAUUGAAACCACGACAUGCCACUAAAACUAGUGCUUUUGUCUCAAUCUCCGCCACCCCAUUGUCCUAUUCUACUCCAAGAGCCAGACCCAGAAAGCCGUUUCUAUUGUUGACUCGAAAGACUCGGUCUUUGGGACCUGUUCGUGCUCACUCAACUCGGUCUGAGUCCAAGAUGGAUGGCACUUCUUCUUCCUCAUCAGUUUCUGUUCAGUCAACUGGGAGUGCUCGCAAGAUCAAUUUCUGUCAGUGGUGUGGUGGCCAGACAAAACAUGAUAUACCUGAUGGGGAGGAAAAGAUGAGGGCUAUUUGUACAGUGGUGGGAUGCCUCAUUGAGCAUGAUAACAAGGUCCUACUCUGCAAGCGAAACAUCCAACCAUCAUAUGGCCUCUGGACCCUUCCUGCUGGUUACUUGGAAAUUGGUGAGUCUGCUGCAGAAGGGGCAAUCAGGGAAACCUGGGAGGAAGCACGUGCAGAAGUGGAAGUUGUGUCACCUUUUGCUCAAUUGGACAUCCCUCUUAUUGGCCAAACUUACAUAAUUUUCUUGGCAAAGUUGAAGAAGCCCCACUUUUCACCUGGUCCAGAGUCAUUGGAGUGUCGACUUUUUUCACUGGAUGAUAUACCUUUUGAUUCUUUGGCAUUUUCUUCAAUGGUGGUUACUUUGAAGUUGGCAGUGUUUGAAUGGGGCGGUAGGUUUUCUGUUGCAUUUGCUGGCUGUGGCUUUCAGGAGAAGUCAAACUCUGUUUACUUAGACUAG